Aspergillus steynii IBT 23096 is the source of this 2812-nucleotide messenger RNA. RefSeq lists its product as uncharacterized. The coding region runs from base 6 to 2345 and encodes 779 amino acids. Lineage: Eukaryota; Fungi; Ascomycota; Eurotiomycetes; Eurotiales; Aspergillaceae. The record is from RefSeq and is a predicted model, not a curated record. The transcript has a single exon.
CCAAGAUGCCAGAUCUCACAGAUUUGCCUGCUGAACUCCUCAGUGAAAUUCUUUUUCUUGCUUUCGGAGUCGCUCCACGAUAUGAAGAGGGCUACGAUGAUGAAGGACCUCUUGAUAUCAAAUCCUUAAGCCGUCUUCUUCUCGUGAAUCGGAAACACUAUCUGGAGUUCUUACCGCUACUCUACUCCCAAUGGACCUAUAAUGGGGCCCGACAUAACUAUAGCACGCUCUGGAAAUUUUUCCGCACUGCAGUUAGAAACCCCGAACUGAUAUCCACUGUGAAGGUGCUUAACAUCGGUAACUGGGGUCUUUACGCUCCGAUUUACCAUGAUAGGAACCGCGAGCUACAGGAUCAGGACGAAAGGCUACAAUUCACAGUUGCGGACAAGGAGACCGUGAAAAUUGCGCUUCAGCGUUCAGGAUUGUUAGAAGAUCUUGCCUCCCAGAUUUCUGAUACUAUCUUAGCCGGCCGAAGUGAAUAUCAGAUUCGCGAUCGACGGCCUCUAAUGGCGCUUCUUCUAACUUGCCUCCCUUGCGUGUGGAAGGUAUAUGCGCACAUACCUGCAUCGGACCGAUUCCUAGGAGCUGUUUUGCAGGCAGCAAUAGGUCGGCAACAGACCGGUUCAGGUGGACAGUUGACGUGGCUGCCCAGCCUAAAGGAAUUUCAUGUCCUCUGUGAAGUUCCUGGGUAUUUUGAGGGAAACCCGAAGAUUGUGGAUGAAGAUAUCUAUAAUCCGUCGCUGAACUUUGGGGAUAUAUGGCCUAUACUCUAUCUUGAAGGUCUACAUAGAGUCCAUCUGUAUGACUUUGACAUGGACGGAUUCAGUCAGCUGCGCCACCACAAGAUGCAUAGCAGUGAGUUCGAGCAUGAAUGCCAUAUCGAGCACCUACAUGUUGCCACAAAAAGCAAGUCCAUCUGCAGAGCGGAGGACGUGACUGCGUUGCUUACUCUACCGGCGGCAUUAAGAAGCCUUUCUUUCUCCUGGGAUGACGACAAGGCCAAGACCAAGGAAAGGAUCAACGGCAAGAGGCGCAACGUUUGGCAAAUAUCCAACAAUGAAGUCUGGACCGCCAUCCUGAAAUAUAAGGGGACAUUAGAAUAUCUUGACGUCUUUCACGACUUUCCAUUAGAGCCACGCAAGCAUCGACUGACGGAUUACUUUGGCUCCCUUUCAGAAUUUGUGAAAUUGCGCUAUCUUUCUAUACAGGCGGAGACGAUAAUCGGUGGCUACGUUCAGGGCUUGGUAGCUCCAAAUCAAUUAAAGGAAGCACUGCCGGCCAGCCUGGAAACCCUGGUUUUCGCAGCAAAAGAUGCCGGAAAGAACAUUCAUGACCUUCCACUCCAGCUCAUGGAGGUGGUAUCGCAAUUUCCUCAUCUGACAGCCCUUGAGCUCACGGAUAACUACGCCGUAAGUGCCUCCUCUCCCCGAGGAGCAACCCCAGCCAAAUACCAACCGCUCAAAGAAGCGUGCUGUUGCAACGGUGUCCGGUUCAGUAUGGAAGACCCGUGCAGGCCUACUGUCCCAUUCCAAUACUGCCCUUUUCCUUCGGGUAUGCGGUGCGUGAGUCGAUGGAAGGAAACAUACAAUAUGCGAGUAGACGCUGGUUUCCAGUAUGAUCUAAUGCGCGACCGAGCUACCCGCAAAGCAGCAGGACUUCGAGAAACUCCGCGGCCACCUGAAACCCGGGUUUGGGCACUCAAAACACGCGUCCUCCCGUUUCAGGAUCACGGCGGAAAUCCAUCCUUCAUGGUCUUUGAGAGUAAAGAGCAUAUUCUACUCCCUCCUCUGUUCAAUUUUAACAUCUACUUCACUCAUCCCGAGGGGCCACUAGCUCAACCCAGUGACAUGGAAGAUGAUCUCCGAGCUAUGCUCGCGAGGAUUAGGACCGACAGUUGCAGUGACGAUAGCUAUCGACUUGACGUCUACUUUCUACCAAACGCCAGCAGCGAGGAUUGUAUCGCGCAUUAUGAGGCCGAGAAAGCGACCCGCGAAGGUUCAAGAGGCAUGUGUCUUGAGGCAGAGAUCAGGAUAGAUACAGAUUUCCCACCACCGACUACCCCACGACUCCCAGGCAUGCUCGAGACCUACGAUCAUUCCAGACUCAGUGGAGUGUUGUUCAUCCAUCCCGAUCGCAGCUGGAGAAACGGCGCUCAGGGCAUGCACUAUAUUAGGUAUGGAGCAGACUCUGAGCUUGGGCAGGGCUUUUACGAGGACUGGCAUGAUAUGAUUUCUGAUGGGCAUGGGCGUCUGGGCGAGGUGAUCUCGGAUCUUGCUCGAGACAAAUGGCAAGAUACUCUUGCUAUUUAUUAUGAGGCGACGCGUAGGGGGUGGACGAAUUGGUGAGGUUCUUCUCUCUCUAUCCCUGUGUUCGACAUUCUGUGCAUACACUCUCUUCAUUCAGCAGUGUAGGAAUUGCUUCAGUUUAUCUUGGAAUGACUUGGAGGCUCGUUAAAACCCUGCAUCUGUUACGGUAUUUUCCUCCGAUAAACGUUUUGCAAACAUGAGCAGUCAUUCUAUCUGCGUUGGAUACAACUUCAAUUGUUUUAAAGGGGGGCUUUCUUCGAUCAUGGUUUGAACAUCCUCUAGGACCCACAAGUCAGCCAGCUCGCAACCAACAACAACCUUAUAAUGUCAUUCUUUUACCGACUUAAGUGCGAUCUAGUGCAAUAACCUAACAAAUAAAGUCUUACGCUGGAGGUUUGUCAUACGCACUGUCUUAUAUUUCUUUGAUACCGCUAAUAAACUGCCAUGUAUAUCAAACACAAAGACAACUACAUAAUCCACCCCUUUAACUAGAUAGUUAUCAAAAC